Musa acuminata subsp. malaccensis (wild Malaysian banana) is the source of this 1025-nucleotide messenger RNA. RefSeq names its product myb-related protein Zm1. The record is from RefSeq and is a predicted model, not a curated record. NCBI's taxonomy places the organism in Eukaryota, Viridiplantae, Streptophyta, Magnoliopsida, Zingiberales, Musaceae.
AGAGAGAGAGAGCGAGAUGGGUCGUGGCCGAGCACCUUGCUGUGCGAAGGUUGGACUGAACAAAGGCUCAUGGACGCCGGAAGAGGACCUGAGGUUGAUAGCUUAUAUUCAGAAGCAUGGGCACGGAAAUUGGCGCGCUCUGCCCAAACUCGCCGGUUUGCUUAGGUGUGGGAAGAGCUGUCGGUUGAGGUGGAUUAAUUACCUUCGCCCAGAUAUCAAGCGCGGCAACUUCACCGAGGAGGAAGAAGACAACAUAAUAAAGCUGCAUGGGCUGUUGGGAAACAAGUGGUCCAAAAUCGCGUCACACCUACCGGGAAGAACUGAUAAUGAGAUAAAGAAUGUGUGGAACACGCACUUGAAGAAGCGAUUGGCAUUCAAAGAGCAGAACAAUCCUGAGGAGGCACUCAGCUCAUCUUCCUCCAGCACACUCCCCUCCUGCUCUGAUCAAGGUGACAACAAGAGCAACGGGGAACAGAACAAUCCAUGCUUGCACUCCCACAACUCCUCGCUCGAAGUGAUCGAGAUCCCCAUCGAGCCCGACGUGGACUUGUGGAGCAUGUUGGAUGAAGAACCGCGCGGUAGCACCAUGAUCAUAUCAAGCGCUUCUUCGACAGAACUCUCCGCCAUGAAUCAUGGCGUCGACCCGGAGGUUGUUCCUGACGUGCUCAUCGAUCCGGAUAUUUGGAGCAUGAUCGAGGACGAGGAUGCAUGCUCGUUGACCUGGGAGGGACUUCAGUCGAACAAUUCCUUUGCAGUGGAAGAGGAGUCAAAUAGAGAAGGGAAUGACGGUGAAUGGUUGGAGUACUUGGAGAAGGAGCUUGGCUUAAGGGAAGCUGCGGCCGUGGAGGACCAAGGGAGCCCGCUGAGGGGUGCCGUCGAACAACCGUGUCCGUGGGUUGAGAGGGAGGAUGGUGACACAGUGUCAUGUUAUCUUCAAGAGGGGCCAUCUUGUCCGUCCCGUUCGGAUCGUCUUGAGAUCGUCUUGAUAGAUUGACAUGGGUUGAAAGUUUGGCUCAUUUGCACAA